Molecule: messenger RNA, 3009 nt
Organism: Aplysia californica (California sea hare)
Lineage: Eukaryota; Metazoa; Mollusca; Gastropoda; Aplysiida; Aplysiidae
Product: proton myo-inositol cotransporter
Biological process (GO): transmembrane transport
Cellular component (GO): membrane
Molecular function (GO): myo-inositol:proton symporter activity
Source: RefSeq, a predicted model, not a curated record
GGAAAUCCAUGCAUUUUGUCGUGUUGACAAACAUUGUAUUGUUGAUGGCUCUCUGGUGUCUGUGUGUGUUCCAUUGUCGAUUUCGUUCUUUGCAAAGUACUUGUCGUUUGGGAAAAGAAGAAGCCAAGGACUGGAAUGAAGGCCUUUCCAACUUAUCACACAUGUUGCUUUUAUCAGAAAUCAUUUAACACUAGAUUAUCUAAAUCUAGAAUCUAGAUUUAGAUCUAAGUCUCAGUCUGUCGCCAGUCGCUAGUAAACUUGUGUGUGACUGUGUAGUCAAGUAUGUUAGAUCUAGAGAUCUAGAUCUAUACUAGAUCUAUAUCUAGUCUAGGUUAGACUGGGCAGGCAACAAAAAAAACAACAACUCUUUUAUUGACGUGGAGAGCCGGUAUCACUUUUCAUCCCAUGACCUAGCAGCCUGUCAUCAAUAAGUCAAUAUUGUGCUGAUGUCUGGGGUAGUUACUUGACCUUUCAUCGAUCCCUGGCAAAGCAAAUCAUUCUCAAACUGCUUCCACUCUAGCCUCUAGCUAGAAAAAAAUAGUCUUUGUCUUAGUUUAGUUGCAUGAUAAUUCUUGUGAUCAUCAACGUUAAAGUCAAAGUCAAGAGCUGUGCUGUGUCUCUCCUAGAUCUAGAUCUAGAUUAAAUGUUUUCAUCCGACGAUAGUGACGAUUUGGACCAGGAUGGCGAGGAGCUGAUGCUGUCAAAUUUUUCCGACUCUGAGAAUGCACGACUCAUAGCACAGCCUUCUCUGCCCACUCUCACAGUUAGGACUGCAGCUGAGGCACAAGAAAUAGAUGAUAAAACUGAGGCGGAGGUCUCCCACAAUAACGGGUUUGGAAAUUCCUCUUCAUCUGAAUCGUCACGUCUUUCAAGGGGCUUAACCUUGAACAACAUAAGCAUCAUGAUGAAGAACGAUUCUCGUAAAUCCACUCCGUAUGUCUGGCUACUGGCGUCAUUCUCUGCCGUUGGUGGAUUUUUGUUUGGCUAUGACACGGGUGUUGUGUCGGGCGCUAUGCUUCUUCUCAGAGACGAGUUUUCCCUCUCGUCUUUUUGGCAGGAAGUGAUUGUGAGUGUCACUAUCGGAGCAGCCUUCUUGGCGGCUUUAGCAGGGGGGCCUUUGAAUGACAUGUUUGGAAGAAAAAUUGUGACUAUUUUGGCCAGUUUUGUGUUUACCGUUGGGGCUUUGGUGCUUGGAGCAGCUUCGAAUAUCUCAAUGCUCGUUGCUGGUCGAGCAAUACUUGGUGUCGGAAUUGGUACAUGCUGGGUCUGGCCGCCCUCCCCUCCCUGGUCCAGCUGUGUGGCUUCCUGUUCCUCCCCGAGAGUCCCCGCUGGCUGCUGAGGAAGGAGCGAGAUGCGGAGGCCCGUAGUGUGCUUGUCAAGCUCCGGGGCACGCAGGAAGUGGACUCAGAGAUUGCAGAGAUUAAGGAAAUGCUGGGCGCGGAAACAGCCGGCCAGGGUCGAGCGACGCUGGUGAGAAUGUUGAGUACCCCGCCGGUGAGACGAGCGCUCGUAGUGGGGUGUGGGCUGCAGCUGUUCCAACAGUUUGGGGGAAUCAACACUGUCAUGUACUACAGUGCCACCAUCAUCAGGAUGUCGGGGGUGAGCGACGAACACACAGCCAUUUGGCUGGCCGCAGUCACAGCUGCCGUUAACUUCCUGUUUACGCUGGUGGGCGUCUGGCUGGUGGAGAAAAUUGGACGCAAGAGGCUUCUGAUGGGCAGUAUGAUAGGUGUGAUAUUCAGCCUGGCAGUCAUGGCCGUCGCUUUCCAGCUGGCAGCCUACAACUCUCCGGCCAUUUCAGAGUUUGACCACGGUCAUCUCAACACCUCUUGUUCUUCUUACAGGUGGUGCGAGUCGUGCAUCGAGGACACCCACUGUGGCUUCUGCUACUCCGACACGUCGGGCUCCAUCAAUGGCACGUGCGUGUCGACACACCCGUCGAGGAACGCGCACGCUGACUUCGGGCGCUGUGAGAACACGACUCUCCCCACGGGGCAGGUGUGGGCAUACGACUACUGCCCCACCCCCUUCUCCUGGCUGGCCGUGAUGGGGCUAGUGCUCUACCUCAUGUUCUUUGCCCCAGGAAUGGGCCCCAUGCCGUGGACGAUCAACUCGGAGAUUUACCCGCUGUGGGCGCGCUCGACGGGGAACUCGCUGUCUGCCGCCACAAACUGGGUUGCCAACCUGCUGGUGUCCAUGACCUUCCUCACCCUGACUGAGACGCUCACCAAAUAUGGGACGUACUGGCUAUUUGUCUGUAUGUCUAUCCUGGGUCUGGCGUUCUUUGCCAAGUGUCUGCCGGAGACGAGGGGGAAGAGACUGGAGGAUGUGGAGGAGCUGUUUGCUCAGCCGUGGUCAUCGUGUAUGUCCUUGAGGCCCGCGCAGUACACGUCCUUGGACUCCCAGACAAGGUCAUGACCCUCACUGUAUAUGUUCUUAGACUCUGAGACAACGUGGUGACCCGCGGCAAAAUGCACUUUCAGGCAGGAAAUGUGUCACGGCGCGGUGGAAUCAGGCGCUCGUCAAUUUCUGUGCAUGUAGAGUUAUUGGUAUCGUCGUAAAGCUGGUUCAUUUAUCUUGCAUUUGAUGAAAAAAAUGCCCUUCUAUUUUGAGCAGAAGUGAAGAUAUUUGUGGUCGAAAGAGGUAAGUUCCCUUGGUUUCAGCGGUAAAAACGGCAAGAAAAUAGCACCAAAGUAACUUCCAUCGCUAAAGAGUCGAGCUACACCAUCUGGGUCACUACUGAUAGAUUUUGUAACGUGCUGACUUUUUUGAUCACCAUAGACUAUUUUAACAUAGCUUUAUCCGACAAGCAGACUCAAUUUCUUCAACACUGCGAGUUGUUACCCGUAACCAUGCCCUAUAUUGUAUGUCUAGCUCUAACUGUGUUCUGUGUGUGUGCUGAUUUAUAGCUGUAUAUCAACAUACCUGUUAUGUUGUAAAGGUGGGUGGUUGGCGGGUGCUCUGGUGUGGUUUGCUUCUUCUUUCCUAUCAAACAUCUAUCGUCUUUAU